Molecule: messenger RNA, 1695 nt
Organism: Trichomonas vaginalis G3
Lineage: Eukaryota; Parabasalia; Trichomonadida; Trichomonadidae
Product: alix/aip1 like domains domain-containing protein
Exons: 1
Coding region: 1-1695 (564 amino acids)
Biological process (GO): protein transport to vacuole involved in ubiquitin-dependent protein catabolic process via the multivesicular body sorting pathway
Cellular component (GO): endosome
Source: RefSeq, a predicted model, not a curated record
AUGGAAGUUCCAUUACCCCCAUACUUACCAUGCCCAGUCAAAGCAUUAGCCACCAAACAAAUCCAUGUUGGUGCCAAACUCUGUGAGUAUAUCAAGAAACAGAUGAAAACCGAUGUUCCUACCGAUUUCAAAGAUAAUUGUGAUGCUCUUGAUGCCCUCAGAGAACAGCUUCGUAACUCUCAAGCAGUUACAUCAGAGACCGUUGAAAAUCUUACUACUUACUUCAAUAUGCUUUCAAAACUUACAUCUGGAAUAAAUAUCUCAGAUAAAGGUGCCGGUGCCGGUUUUACAUACAACAAUGUCACAUUCUAUUCGAUCCAAUUCGAAAAUGUCUGCAUGUGUUACAAUUUUGCCGUUAUUCUUUUUAAUAAUUUAAAUUCCAUGAAUGCUGACGGAAAGAACUUCAAGCAGACUGUUCCAAUGAUCAAGACCCUCAAGUCAUUAUUAGACAGAGCCCUUGAAUACCAUAACGAAGACUUUAACAAGGUAAUUACCGCUGCAACACUUGAUGACUUACAGUCUUAUGCCAACGGCGAUUACAACAUGGCCCAGCACUCUGUAUUCGUUGGCAUGAAUAAGGAGACUAAAUUGGCCGAAUACGCAAAUCUCACAGCUCAAAAACUCAAAAUGAUUAAUCCACCGAACGAAGAUUACCAGAAGUACUACACAGCAAUUGCCAGUAUCUAUCUUGGCAAUGAGAAGUACAAAAACAGUGAAUACGGUGUAGCAAUUGGCCUAUUUAGACAGGCAUACAAGAUUAUUCCAGAACCAUCCACUCUUAAGAAGUCCAAGUCCCCAUUCAAGGAGCACUGGAUCACACUCUACAAUGCCUGCAAGCCACAAUUCGAUAAAAUGGAAACAGAAAACGAUAAAUUCUUCGGAGAAAUAAUUCCACGUAAUUUACCUGAUAUUCCUGUUGGCAAGGCCACACAGCUCACAGGAUCCAUUGAAUGGAAUAAGACAACCAUCGAAACAAAGAAAUUCGAUGAUUCAGCCGCAUCUUCCUUAAUCCAGAAAGUUGACAACAGAUUAAGCAACUUCAGAGAGGAGUCAUCACAUGCUCUAGACGAUAUUUCUAAAACUCUUCGCGAUCUCCCUACAGCUGAAUUUGACGAGGCAACAAACGUCCACAACCAGUUAAUUGCCAAGCGCCAGGAAGCAGGAGAUCUAUCUGCAAGAUUAUCUCAGCUUCUCGGUAUCAAAGCUGCUCAAAUUUCGCAAAGAAAUCCAAAUAUCUUCAAUCAGUACGGACAACUCUCUCAGAUGCUUCAGAAAGCUUACGAAACCGAUGGCUACUUCGAGGGCCAGCUCGCUACUGCACAAUCUAGAGCAGAUACAGUCAGAUCUUACGCACAAAGACUUACAGACCUCCAGGGCUCAAUAAACGCAAUCCUGGACCAGGCAGAAGGUGCUGCAAAGCUCGCUAGAGAAUCAAAUGGAAAAUCUACAGAACAGACAAUCGAAGCAAUGAAAUCCUUCGAAGCUGCUCUCAACGAACUCGCAAACCAGCUCAACCCAAUAUUCGCAGAUACUUUCAAGAUCGUAAAAGAGGCAAAGGCUGCUGCUGCUUCAAUUACUCAGGAAUCUGGUCCAGAAGUACAAUCCGCAAUCAACGGAUUUGGUCAAGGACUCAACUGCUAUUCAAAGCUGUGCGUUAGCUUCAAUAACAUUUUGACCGCUGUCAACCAAUUUUAA